Fukomys damarensis (Damara mole-rat) is the source of this 2444-nucleotide messenger RNA. It is a transcript of the gene Rufy1, whose product is annotated as RUN and FYVE domain containing 1. The transcript is spliced from 18 exons. Gene Ontology annotation, molecular function: metal ion binding. Gene Ontology annotation, biological process: protein transport; regulation of endocytosis. Bases 306 to 2105 code for a protein of 599 amino acids. Gene Ontology annotation, cellular component: cytoplasm. The record is from RefSeq and is a predicted model, not a curated record. NCBI's taxonomy places the organism in Eukaryota, Metazoa, Chordata, Mammalia, Rodentia, Bathyergidae.
CUGUGUGUUAGGGGAACCGCCCGCCUCCGUUCUUCCUUUGGUUGUCAGAGUAUCCUCUCCUUUUUGAGGUUUUCCAUUUUCUCCUCUGCCAAGCGUCCGUGUCAUUGAAGGCUUCUAAUUUGUUAGGGCCAGGGCUGUGGCUCACGGCACAACACUUCCCUAGCACCUGCAAGACCCUGGGGUCCAGAGUCUUCCGCAAGCCACUCCUAUCUGACUGCUUUACUUGACCCACUUCCCCCUCUUCACAGCGAAGAUGACAUGUGUUCGCCCCUACCUUCUUGGAUUUUGCUUGCAGAAGCCAGACGAUGGAGGAGCGCGCCAACCUGAUGCACAUGAUGAAACUCAGCAUCAAGGUCUUGCUCCAGUCGGCCCUGAGCCUGGGCCGCAGCCUGGACGCGGACCACGCCCCCUUGCAGCAGUUCUUUGUGGUGAUGGAGCACUGCCUCAAACACGGGCUGAAAGUUAAGAAGAGUUUUAUUGGCCAAAAUAAAUCUUUCUUUGGUCCUUUGGAGCUGGUGGAGAAACUUUGUCCAGAAGCAUCAGAUAUAGCUACUAGUGUCAGAAAUCUGCCAGAAUUAAAGACGGCCGUGGGGAGAGGCCGAGCGUGGCUCUACCUUGCCCUCAUGCAGAAGAAGCUGGCAGAUUACCUGAAAGUGCUGAUAGACAACAAGCAUCUCCUAAGCGAGUUCUAUGAGCCUGAGGCCCUGCUGAUGGAGGAGGAAGGCGCGGUGAUUGUCGGUCUGCUGGUGGGACUCAAUGUGCUCGAUGCCAACCUCUGUCUAAAGGGAGAAGACCUGGAUUCUCAGGUUGGAGUAAUCGAUUUUUCCCUCUACCUGAAGGACGUGCAGGAUCCUGAUGGUGGCAGAGAGCACGAAAGAAUUACCGAUGUCCUCGAUCAAAAAAAUUACGUGGAAGAACUUAACCGGCACUUAAGCUGUACAGUUGGAGAUCUUCAGACCAAGAUAGAUGGCUUGGAAAAGAUGAAUUCAAAGCUUCAAGAGGAGCUUUCAGCUGCGACAGACCGGAUCUGUGCACUUCAAGAAGAACAGCAGCAGCUGAGAGAACAGAAUGAGCUGAUUCGGGAGAGAAGUGAGAAGCGUGUGGAGAUAACCAAGCAGGACACCAGAGUUGAGCUGGAGACCUACAAGCAGACCCGGCAAGGCCUGGACGAGAUGUACAGCGAUGUCUGGAAGCAGCUGAAGGAGGAGAAGAAGGUGCGGCUGGAGCUGGAAAAAGAACUGGAGUUACAAAUCGGAAUGAAAACUGAAAUGGAGAUCGCCAUGAAACUGCUGGAGAAGGACACCCACGAGAAGCAGGACACCCUGGUGGCCCUGCGCCAGCAGCUGGAGGAGGUCAAGGCCAUUAAUCUGCAGAUGUUCCACAAAGUCCAGAAUGCAGAGAGCAGUUUACAGCAGAAGAACGAAGCCAUCACAUCUUUUGAAGGAAAAACCAAUCAAGUUCUGUCCAGCAUGAAGCAGAUGGAAGAGCGGUUACAGCACUCGGAAAAGGCGAGGCAGGGAGCAGAGGAGCGGAGCCACAGGCUGCAGCAGGAGUUGGGCGGGAGGGUCGGCGCCCUGCAGCUGCAGCUGUCCCAGCUGCUCCAACAAUGUUCAAAUUUAGAGAAAGAGUUGAAAUCAGAAAAAGAGCAGAGACAAGCUCUUCAGCGAGAAUUACAACAUGAGAAAGACAGCUCCUCCCUGCUGCGGACAGAGCUACAACAAGUAGAAGGACUAAAAAAGGAGCUGCUGGAGCUCCAGGAGGAGAAGACAGAGUUACAGAAGGUCUGUGACGACCAGGAACAAGCCCUCCAGGAGAUGGGUCUGCACCUCAGCCAGUCCAAGCUGAAGAUGGAAGACAUAAAGGAAGUAAACAAGGCCCUGAAGGGGCACACAUGGCUGAAAGAUGACGAAGCGACACACUGCAAGCAGUGUGAAAAGGAGUUUUCCAUUUCCCGGAGAAAGCACCACUGCCGAAACUGUGGCCACAUCUUCUGCAACACCUGCUCUGGCAGCGAGCUGGCCCUGCCCUCCUACCCGAAGCCCGUGCGAGUGUGUGACAGCUGCCACACUCUGCUGCUGCAGCGCUGCUCCUCCACCACGUCCUGAAGCUGCCCUGUGCCAAACUGGUCUGCAGGAUCUCCAGGAAAACCAAGGGGAGCCAGAUGCUCGCCCAGCCUGGGGCCUGAGAGACAGUACUCCUUGGGGCUUCUGUGGAGCUGACUCCCAGGCUGCAUGAACAUGUUGCUGUCACUUCUCAGAGGGUCAUCCUAUUCUGCAGCAGGUGUCCCUAGUGCAUAAUCAGGCUUUCUCUUCCCCACCAUCAUAGCUUGGAGUGUUUUAUAACACAACUAGUCUAUCAAUGCCUUGUCUCAGAGGCAAGAUUUGACCUAUGUUCCUGAGGCCUUGCUCCAGGCCCUGAAAUAAAAGUACUUUAUUUUUCACUCA